Molecule: messenger RNA, 564 nt
Organism: Letharia lupina
Lineage: Eukaryota; Fungi; Ascomycota; Lecanoromycetes; Lecanorales; Parmeliaceae
Exons: 3
Coding region: 1-564 (187 amino acids)
Source: RefSeq, a predicted model, not a curated record
AUGUCUGCUGGUAUUAGCGCUUCCGUAGGUGAAGUCUCAGCGUCAGUGAGCGAGCCUGCCACCCUUGUCACUCAAGUUCUUGCGAGCAAUCAAGAGAUAUCCCGACAGAUGACAGGGUUAGAGCAGCGUACAUUUGGACGCCCACCAAGCACCAUUUCAUCAAUCACUGGCCGAGACGCGGUCCCGAAUCCAUCACUGGUCGGAAUGAGCACAACAGAGGACGACAUGAGUGUCGUGACUAUCAAAGGACGUAUUUCGGACUCGCAGUAUAGCACAAAGAGCGAGCCGAUACGCACCUUUGGAUUUUCAUUCGAUCAAGAUCUGAACACUCACCGUCCAUACACACGAACUAUGAAAAGACACUCAGGAGCCCUCGAGUUCGCUGGCAAUACAAUCAGCACCAACAUCCAGCAGACGCCUGAAGACCAGAAAUCCCGUCCCGCGGGCCAGAGGAGUGGAAGCUUGAACAACAUUGAAGAACAGGCCUAUUUUGCGAAAAAGGUUUUGAAGCUCGAUGAGCAGCUAAACGUUUUCGUUACGGAUAUACCGGACCAGCGCGGUUGA